Patella vulgata (common limpet) is the source of this 2747-nucleotide messenger RNA. RefSeq lists its product as uncharacterized. The record is from RefSeq and is a predicted model, not a curated record. The transcript is spliced from 5 exons. Gene Ontology annotation, molecular function: protein binding. Bases 1 to 2445 code for a protein of 814 amino acids. NCBI's taxonomy places the organism in Eukaryota, Metazoa, Mollusca, Gastropoda, Patellidae.
AUGACCAAUGUAUUAAAACUGUCCAACAACGAAAUAACUCAUUUAUCAUCAUCUAUUUCUCAUCUUCGUAGUCUCAAAGUUCUUCACCUGGACAAAAAUCGGUUAUCAGAAAUAACAGAAACUCUUGUAAACUGUAAACAGCUUGCAGAGUUAAAUCUAUCAGCAAACUGUCUCCAAGUCCUUCCUUCCUCUCUCUGUUCACUGAUAAAGUUACGUAUCCUUGAAGUAGCCAAUAAUCAACUAGAACAUCUCCCACAUGAUAUCGGAAAACUUCACGAUCUCCGUCAUCUUGUUUUACAUGACAAUAAAUUAUGGUUUCUUCCAUUCUCUAUCACCAAUUUUCAUAAAUUAUGGAGCCUACAACUGGCAGGGAAUCUAUUUGAUCAUAUUCCUAUGCAAGUUUGUCAGCUGACUUCACUACACACAUUAAACUUUGCACGGAAUCGUCUGAUGGAUGUUCCUUCAGAUUUUGACAGUUUGCGGAACUUACGUGAACUUAACUUAUCUCAUAACAGGUUCACAUCCGUUGGGACAAUGAUAAUUCGUUUGGAGCAGCUUAAGUAUCUGAACAUGUCUCACAAUCGUUUGCAAGCUUUACCUGUGGAAAUGCAGCGUCUAAGACAUCUAAAAGUCCUUCACGUCCAAAACAAUCAAAUCCAAUCAAUUGCAGAUGUUUUCCCAAACGUCCAAUUUCUAAAUUUAGCAAAUAAUGACUUGACAAUUAUGUCUGUGUCACAAAUGUUGAAAAUGGUGAAUUUGAAUAUCAGCCACAACCAAUUGGAAGUUCUUCCACAAGGAUUAUCGCUACUCAGAAAUUUGAAAUUUUUACAUCUCAACAAAAAUCUCCUCCGAGAGGUAACUCCAGAUAUUGUGCGUCUGAGGAAAUUAGAAACUCUCGACCUCUCAGAUAAUAAACUGACAAUGUUACCGAUGGUCGUGUAUAAAAUACAGACACUUAAAUCUUUCAAUAUCCAUGGGAAUAAUAUAGCACCUCUUGCUCCAGGAACACUAGAACCCAUACAUAGAGGUUCAACAGAAGAUUCUACAAGAAUUUCAGAUCGAGUCAGGAUUCCCGAUCCAGAAGAACCUGCAAUGAUUCUUCAAGAAAAAUCCAGGAAGUCAACAAAAACGUAUUCUGAGAAUUUUAUAAUGAAACCUCAUGAAACGCAGGAUGUUAACUCUAGACCCUCAACAGCUCCAGACCACAAGAGCUUCAGUUUCUUCAAAAGGAAGGCUGGAAAAUCGAAGAGUAAAAGUCAUUUGACAACAGAUUCAAGGUCCCAUCAAACCCUUAGCUAUUCUAUAACGAAGUCUAAAUCGAAAAGACAAAAUAAUGCAUCAUGGGAUUUGAAUAAGACUGUGACAUCGCAUGCUUCUCUGGAGACGCUACCAGGAUUAGAAGAAAUGAAAUCAUAUGCUAGUCCAGCUAUGACUAGAAAUCAUUCAGAAAGUAAUCUAAAUAUGGCAACGCACGAGUCAAUGAAUAUUUUAUCCACUGCAGAAUUUCAGAUCGACGAGAUCCACGCCGAUUUUUCCUCUGAAGAUGAAGAUUUUAACGACAACCAUUCCAAUAAUUCUUUUGUGAGUAAACCUUCACUACAGGCUAUUACAAGACGACUGGUUACAGCAGACAUCCCUGCCUACAAAUCUAACAAUAAUAUCCGGGAAAGUCACCAUGACAACACAGGUCAAUGGUAUUUAGGUAAAGGUUAUGAUCCUAACAAGGUUGAAAGUCAACAUGUAACAGAUUAUAAUCUAUUGGGUGUUUGUACCGAGUUAGAGACGAUGAUGAGUAAAAAACUUCUACAUCCAGCCCUUAUAUUAAACACAGGAUUAUCUAAAAGAUUUAAUGAGAAAGUUUUAAAGAAGACUGAUGAUGGAUUAUGGAGAAUGAGUAUGGAUGAAGAAGAUGACAAUGUCAAGGCAGACGAUGGGGUUUAUGGUAUAGAAUACAGUCCAGUUGAAACAUUUACAAUAACGGAGAAUGGUGGUCAUUAUGUAUCUAACUAUGAUGGUAAUAUCCAGGUUGUAGUGCCGACACGAGCUGUACCCACGACAGUUCAUUCUACAAUACAGGUUCUCAAAAUCAACGAAAAAGUAUUGUCACAAGUUCAACAAUUAAACAGAUUUGCCAACAAUGUCUUACAUAUUGGUCCAAUUGUAAUGUUACAAUUACUUGAAGAGGUUAACUUCGACAGUCAGGUGAAGGUCACUAUACCUGCUCCUAGAUCGAUGAAAGGUCAUCUGAUAUUGUUAACAAUACAAGGAGAUAAUUCUUGUAUACCUAGUUCUAGUGGGUAUCAGUAUAACCGAGGAUUGGUCACAUUUAACACAUGGCAUUUUACAAGACGAGUUGCUAUAGUGACCAAGGCUAAAUGUAAAUACAAGGCCUGCAAAUCAAUGGAGCAGAUUCUACAAUGUCUUGGACUGGUUGAUGGUGUAUAAAGAUGGAUUAUUAUUUAUAGCAAAACCUAUCUAUGUCUUGGACAAGAAAACCAUUUAGAUUAAAACAUAUCAAUAUAUAUUGGACUAGUUGAUUGUGUCUAAAGGAUGGAUUAUCAUUUAUAGUAAAUAUAUAUCUAUAUCUUGGAAUGGCUAGAUUGUGUCUGAAAACUGGACUAUCAUAAAAUAAAUGCAUUAGUUAAAGACAUACAUGGAACUUUUGGAUAGCUGGGUAUUGUUAAGUUUCUUAAAAGAGGCUGUAAAUUUUCUGUGAUUGUGGUUGUUAAAAAACCCUCUUCAUUUCA